AUGUGCGAUUCACGGUGAGCUGCAUCAAUAAUCUCGUUUCUUAUCAAUUACAGUGUUUUACACCGGGUUUCGCAAAAUUUUUGGAAUGGGAAGAAUUUAUCUGUAUUUAUUUUCAUGUAUAAGAUGUAAUGCAAUAUCUAUUAGCGUCGAAAACCUCAUUUUUAAAUCAAUUUCGAAACUCACAUGAUGUAAUAUUUGUUCUUGCAGGUUCCUCCACAGGCCAGCCAACAUGGAUGAUUGGGGUUAGGUUACUUUAUAUUUUUAUUUUGUUUUUAGGUCCUCAAGGAUAAGACAAAUAAAAGGCUAACCUUAACUUUUAUUUCAGAUGCAGACGACUUUGAUCCAACUGCGCAGUUGCAGGACAAGAUCGCCACUCUUGGAUUGGAGGAGAAAUUACGGGAUGAGCCCGAGCCUGAACCCAAGAAGGAGAAGUCGAAUAAAGCUGCUUCGUCGAAGGCAAAACCGGCUGCCUCGGGUGGCCAGAGGGAGCUGAGCCGGGCCGAGAUUCUAGACUUGCAGAAACGGUCCGAUAUGGAGCUUUUUGCCGAUUUGAUUGGUGAGUUGAAGACUUAUAUUACUAUGAUCUAUUGGCCAAUUAUCCAUAAAAUAGAAGAUUUUUAAAAAUUAAUCCCAUUUUAAGGUGCUGAAUCGACGGAUAAGAAGUUUACCGAACUCGAGUCGCGUCUGGACUUUACAGAAUUUGCCGAGAAAACCGCCUCUGCCUUCUCUGCCCGUUCUGGUUCCGCUUAUUAUACCGAUUUUGUUACCGUUCUUGUUGACCAGAUCACCAAUCCCUGUGAGUUUCUUCACUUUCAUGUAUUUUUUAUUUUUAGUGAACAAAUUUCAAUUGGAAAACAUCGUUACUCUCUUGCAAGGCAAGGUAAAACAAUUGGCGGAAGCUGAAAAGGCCGAAAAAGUGAGGGUUUUGAUAUAAAAUUUAUUGGAGUUUAGUAAUUUUUACUCAAUAAAUACUUGCAGGAGAAGGAAGAAGCUGAAAAAGCCGCCCGCGAGGCUCAGAGCAAGCAAAAGAACAAGAAAAAGAUAAAAAAAGAGGUGUUUGAUGACUAUGUGGAAGAUGAUUAUGAUGAUUAUAUCGACAAGUUCUGA
Bursaphelenchus xylophilus (pine wood nematode) is the source of this 1107-nucleotide messenger RNA. The record is from the annotation of a GenBank genome assembly. NCBI's taxonomy places the organism in Eukaryota, Metazoa, Nematoda, Chromadorea, Rhabditida, Aphelenchoididae.